CUUAACCACUGGACCACCAGGGAAGUCCCAUACAUACACCUUUGUAUAAAACUGCCAAACUGUUUUUCAGAACAGCUGCAGCAUUUUGCAUGCCCACCAGGAACCAGAAGCUUGUGAGGGUUCCGAUGUCCCCAUGCCCUCACCAACAUUUGUCAUUGCCUAUCUUUUUCAUUGUAGCCAUCCCGGUGGGUGUGAAGUGGUGUCUUCAUUUUGCAUUUCCCUGAUGAGGGUUGAUGUUGAACAUCUUGUUAUGGGCUUUAUCAGCCAUACAUAAAUCUUCUUUGAUGAUGUGUAUAUUUCAGCCUUUUGCCCAUUUUUAAAUGGAUUGUUUGUUGUCUUCUUACUGGGUUGUACGAGUAGUUUAUACCAACUGAUUCAGGUCUUCUGUUGGGUGUGUGAUUUGCAGGUAUUUCCUUCCAGUUCGUGUCUUGUGUUUAUACCUAUUAACAAUGUCUUUUGAAGUGCAGAGGGUUUUAAUACUGAUGAUGCCAGACUUAUCAAUUUCUUGUAUUGUUUGUGCUCUUGGAGUUGUAUCUAAGAAUGUGUGCCCAAUCUGAGGUCAUGAACUUGCACUUCUGCUUUCUUCUAAGUGUAGCUUUAGACUUUACGUUAAGGUCUAUGAUCCAUUUGCAUUAAUUUUUGUCUAUGAUAUACAGUUUUGUAUAUGGUAAGAUAGGGUCUAAAUUAAUCUUUUUUUGUAUGUGGAUACCCGUGUCACUUUGGUUGAAAAUCUCAACCAUUGUGUCUAACGCCCUAGCUUUCUCUUUUUCUCUCCUCUUGCUCAUCAUGGGGGUUGGCAGACUGGUAGAAUAUGGUAUUAACCAGGUUUCCACAUGUCUAACUGCAUGAUCACAGUUACCAAAAGCUGGUGGCUAUGUGACCAUUGGUCAAAGACGAGAUGUCUACCUGAGCGGCAGCUGCCACUUCCCAGCUGUGUGAUCUGGGUCAAGUUUCUUAGUUGCCCUGCCUCACUUUCCCCACCUGUGAACCAGGGGUGCACAGGUUCACCCUUGGACCCUUGAUAACUCCUUACCUCCAGGGAUACUGGAAAAAAGAUGAGUGGAGGGCAGUCCGCACAAUUCACAUUAGUUGUUCCAAUUGAUGCAGUGGGAUUUCUGGGGACCACCAUUACUUUGAGCUAAAAUUUGCUCAGCCUGACUCCACCCCACACACCCCAAGAUGAAAGAAGGGAAGGGAAUCCCACACAGGUGAAGUGGGCUCCGUUCAAAUUGCAGUGUCCAGGAGGCGGCUUAUGUAGCCCACAAAUAACAGCAGUUUUGGACACCAGCUGUGAGUGGCCAUAGCUCCAUACUCUUUUUUUCUGGUAUAAAUGCAGGUCCUUCUUUAGGAAGGUCUGGUGGAGCACAUGUCCCUGCCUGAUGCCAGAGAGAUGUGAGAAAAGAGAUAGCACCAGCUUAACCUCUGUUUGCACUGAAUUUUAGUACAAACAUUCGAUCCGCAGUCACCUGCCUACCUCCCCCUACCCACGCGCACACAUGCACACACCUUUCUCGCCAGAUUCUUCCCCCUAAACUCCUUCCUCCUUUCAUUUAUAAGUAGCUCCCUCCAGAGGGCCAGGCAUUUGCACACCACCCCCCCCCCACCUGAGCCCUAACUCGUCUCCUAAGGUGGGGUCGUAACCUCAGCACUGUGGACGUUGGGGGCCAGGUCCCUGCUAGUCGCAGGGCCGUCCAUCCUCUGCAUCCCGGGCUGUUUCAUAGCAGCCCUGCGUCCACCCACUAGAUGCCUGUAGCACUGCCCCCCUCCUCCAGUUGUGACAACCGAAACUGUCUCCAGAAAUGGCCACACGUGCCCCUCUGAAGCAAAACCACCCUCCGCUGAGAACAGCUGCCCUGCAGGUCUUGUGUGGAGGCAUGUGAGGCAGAAAUCGGGAGCUGAGAAUGGGCCCUUGCAGGUGGGGGCCAGGAGGGCAGUCUGAAGGGACGGGUCACCUCCCCUGGCCCCCCCGAGCCCGCCACACUCAGAGUCCUCCCCUGUGCCUUGUCUCCAGGGCCUCGCUUUCCUUGGAACGCUUGGGGCAGCACUGUGCAUCUUCCUGCCUGGUGGGCUUGACCCAGAACAGCCGUGGCACCUGUGGCCUCUUGGCCCCCGGUGCCCUUGAACCUCCGCUCUCCCGGUUCCUACCACCUUCUCUCCAAAGCUGUGUCUGUAGAGGUCCCUGACAUGCGAAGAAGCUCGGAGAGAGCUGUUCGACGGAGCCCCAGUCCCGACAAGGAAGCCUUGCUCUCGAGGCAGAACCUUUUGGACAGACUGCUCCAGGUCCGAGAGAAGGGAGCCCUGGCCCCGCAGAGAAGACAGAAGGACCCCCAGCAGCAGAAGACCCAGCUGCUCCAGCGCUUGGUUGAGGAGCUGAAGGCAGAGUGGCCGGAGGCCCUGGACCAGCAAAUUCGAGGCCUGGGGCGGCUGUACUUAGCGCAUCUGUUGGGCUCGGGGGGCGAACGGGCCGAGGACCACGAACCUGACUCAAAGGGCUCAGCCCAGCGAGGAGCAGCCAGGUUGCCCAGGGCCAGGGGGAAGCACAGAGUGGCCGCGCAGGAAGAGAAGGGACGCAGGGAGGAGCUGGCCCGACGACAACCCUGGUGCGCCACGUCCCGGAGGAGAGCAGUGGACCGAGAGAGGCAGGGGGCCUCCAGAGCCACGGGCCCGUGUCCCCCUUCCCUGAGCCCCCCGGAGAGGAGUAGAGGAAAACGAGCGCCUUCCAUGAAGACGGGCGGGGGCUGCCGUCACGGGACAGACGUGGAGAAGCUCUUGGCUGCCACAGAGGGGAUCAAGCGCCUGGAGGGACAGGAGAGUGACGCAGCCCGGGAGGGCAGGAGGCAGCUGGGGAAGCGGCCAGCUCGUCGUCAAGGCCCGAAAAACAACUGUCUGGAUCAGAGCCCCGAAGGCAAAGCCGACCACCUGGAACAGCUGUGUCCAGUCGGCCCGACCCACAGAAGGGGGGCCUCGCCGCCCGCGAAGCUCGGGAACAAGAGCAAGUGGCAGAGAGAGCUGGAAUUUGCCUUCGAAGAGUUGUUUGAUACCAACAGGAAGCUGAAAAAACACCUGAACUUGCAGCUGAAUCUCAAGCCCGCGGUGGAUCAGAGCCCUGGUGCAGGUCAGGACUCCAAGGAGGCGACGCAAGCAUGGAGAAGGGAGAGCCAGAGAGAGAAGGUGGAAGGAGAUGCAGAGAUUCCUGUGGUGCCCACCGGGGAGCCCAUGAAUCCAGUGCGGAUGGAAGCCCACCUGACGCCGUCCAGAACCAGCUUGCAAAAGUUUCUAAGCAAGCUCGAGAGCCAGAAAUACCAGAGGAUGGCCAAGGGCGUGGUUAAGAGCGACAGUACACUUUGGUUUCCCAAGGCAGGAACCUCUCUGAACGAAAAGGACCGGCUCUCGUGCAGCCCCGGAUCCGGAUGGGAGCAGCCCCAGCUGGAUGCGCUGGUGCAGGGCUCCCUUCAGCUUCACCCACAAGACCAGGUAGACAGGGUUGGCUUGAUGGCAUCAGCGCAGGUGGAGCAAAGAAGACUGAAGCAGCUGGACUUGCUUGAGCCAAUCGAACACCACAAGGUAAGCCUGGAGGCUGACCUCCAGACGGAGCUGAAAGACGGGAGGAGGGGACACAGCCAAGCUCGUCUGGUUCAUCCGAAGCCUGACUCCCCUCCAGACCCGGAGAAAGAAGGCGGGUAUGACCGCAGCCCCACUUCUCCCUCGGCUGCCGUCGUCGACGAUGACAGGCACAGUCAGAUGAUCCGUGACAUUCAACAGCAGAUUCUAGAGCAGGACGUGUUGCACAAGCAGUUUCUUAAAGAAGCCAGGAAACGCUUGCUGGAGUUUCAGAAAAUAUGUUAGAAGUGAGAGUCCCACCCAUGGUAAAUACAUCACUGAUAACUGGGCGUUCUGCCGGAACUGGUACCCAAGUCUGUGCGAUUGUAUUUGCGUCAUCUGCUCAGAAACCCGUAGCCUCUUUGAAAUGGGCCAUCAGUCAUCCUCCCGUGCUUUUGGCGCGAGUUCCUCUGCAGAAAUCCUACUUACUCCCAAUCUUGCCUUUAAAAACUAAGUCCUAUUCGGAAAGAAUCCUUAGCAUGAAAAUACGAACCCGUGUAGGGCGCAGUAUGUGGGUCUGGCCAGCGUUAGCCCAGGGGUGUGUCCUGGAGCUGAGGCUGUUUUCAUGUACCGCGAGCGCAGAUGGAAGCGCCAGGUACAUUUAAGUGCUUCAGAUGUUUUAGUCAAAUAAACACUGGACUUUGAGGGGGCAUCCAAGGUCAGACGGGCGCAGUUUCAAAAGAUACAUCAUGGGUUGCUUAGCCAGUGGCUGAGAUGUUCACGGAGAGGUUUAACGAAAAUCUUUCAGUCUUUUCAAAGCAACCUCAUUUCAUAGGACAUCACUUGGUAACAUUGUUGUAAAUUUAAUAUUAGAAAGUGGGAGGGAGGGAGAGAAGGGGGUGGGAGCAAGAGGAAGAAAGAGGAAAGAGAAGACAAGGAAGGGGAAAUGCUUCUCAGUGACCCAGCCCUACAGACUCCUUUGGGGCUGGUGGGGGCGGGGAGUAGGGUGUCUCAUCACUUGCCUUUUUCCCAGCUUUACCCCUGACCCAGAAGCCUCAGCAGCCGCGGAGACCCUCCGCUGGAUGGGGUUUUAUCUUCCAGCUGCAUUCUUAGGGAUUGGAAUGGAGUGGACAAACCUUUUCUGCAAGGAGCUGAGAGUAAACAUUCUAAGCUUCACUGGCCAUAUGGUCUCUGGGCAACUACUCAGUGCCUGGAAGGCAGCCGUAGACUAAAUGAAUGGGUGUGACCGAGUUCCAAUAAGACUUGAUUUGCAAAAAUAACGAGUAGGCAGGCUUUGGCCCUCAAGCCAGUGUUAGCUGACCCCUGGGCCUAGCAUAUCAAGAAGAUGGGCCUCCCUCCCUCCCUUCCAGGAACCUCAGCUGUCCUGAGUAGAAGCCCCUCUUUAGUCAUGGUGUGUGGGCAUCACUGGGCCAUCAAUGGCCUUUUUAAUCUUACGUAUGUUUGGCACCAUAGCCCAGCUGUAGUGACCAACAGGAAGUAAAGGCAGGGUCUGUUGGGACCCCAGCCUGCCCAUAUGUAGACGGUGUAAUCAUCACCUGUGAGCCCACCAUUCAAAUCUGAGAUCUGAAAUAUUUGCCGAAAACCAGCUGUAUCUGUGUGCCUCUUCCCUCUUCUGUGCGCUGUUGCUCCUUAGCUGUAUUGUGUAUCUGCAGAACUUGGGAGUUGUCCCCACUUCACCCACCAGAACACACCCUGUUGUUGUCCAGCUUAUGCUCGACCCCUAUAAAAAGGAUGUCAUGGCACAUGUGGUCUUUUGGAAGCUUUUGUGGACCCAGCGUAGUGAGUUCGUCCAUCUCACAGGCAGGUGUCAAUUUUGCUGCUGUGUCACAUUAUCACGGGACCCUCUGAGACUUCCCGUCACUGCUUGUUUUGGGCCAGUUCCCGAAAUGAGAGUAACAUCCCUAAUGCACUGGGUUCAAAAGGCCUGACAUCAGAAAGUGCUUUGGGAAUGUGUGGCCACCCCAGCUGGGACGGAGGUGUGGGAAAGGUCUCCUUCCUGUUUUUCUUCCCAUUUUCACCUCUUUUUUGCCUCUGGAAAAUGUUGGCCUGACCUUGCACCCUUUUUCCUGUGCAAAUAUUGACUGGCAGACACUGCCUCACAAACCUGGAGGUGAACAGUGAACAACAGGCGCAUGGAAAUCUUGCAUUCUAGUGGAGGAUACAGGUGACAGGUGAGCACAACGACUCAGCUGGCAAUGGAAGGGUACUCAGAGAGGCAGGGUGAGUGACCCGAUGCGCGUCUCUGAGCAUCCAGCCCCCAACCCCUGGACGUGCCCAUCUGUGUGGAGCAGUAAUGGCAUCCUACAAGGUGUUUGGUGUUUUGUGGGUUUUUUAUGGUUUUGUUUUAAAAUCAAUAGUUUUGAGUGAGGAUCCUUCCACCAUCUCACGUCUCCAUCAUGUGGGUCUCUGCUGUCUUGUGGCUUUUCCAUUUGAGGUAGAGAAAGUGUUGGAUCCCAGCCCCAUUUCUCUCAUCUGCUUCUGGAAAGUCAUGGGAGCAGCUCAG
Molecule: messenger RNA, 6064 nt
Organism: Capra hircus (goat)
Lineage: Eukaryota; Metazoa; Chordata; Mammalia; Artiodactyla; Bovidae
Gene: CEP295NL
Product: CEP295 N-terminal like
Exons: 1
Coding region: 2185-3846 (553 amino acids)
Biological process (GO): regulation of centriole replication
Cellular component (GO): centriole; centrosome; cytosol
Source: RefSeq, a predicted model, not a curated record